ACUGCGUACUAAUGAUGGGUUACGGUUGAUAGUAUGCGUUUUAUACCGUUGUAUAAUAUUAUAGACGCCCCGUCCGUAUCCAAUACCGUAUUCCACGCGAUCGUCUAAAAUACACCACACUUACGCGCGAUAGGAGCCUUGAAAUUUUCGACCGAAGAAUCGGUUCGCGUAUUGUGCGCCGACCGCGGCCAGUAGUAGUAAGUUGGUCGGUCGGUCGGUCGGUCAGUGCGCCAAAAAUUUGAGCAGGUUGUCUGUCUGGCGACACACAGGUUGGAAGAUCAGAGAAAAGAAAAAAUUGCAACCGAGUACUAGACACUGGCCAAAGGUCGCUGCGCAGUGCCCACUCGUUCUACUCCGAAUAUAGUUUAACGUCGUCGCAGAUUAUUCCAUUUGGUACGUGACACAAUAAGCAAAUUCAACACAUUUAUAGAAUUCCGUCAUUAACGCAUCCUACUCGGAAGCCACUGCGACUUGUGUUUGGAGGCAACGACUAUUCAGUGGUGGCCACGGCGAUAUUCUAUUGAUAUUAUGGGAGCACCGACGACGCUUACCGUUAUUGGUAUCAUUUUUUUGUUGUUUGGCGUUUUCGUCGGAUGGUUCGCUUUCCCGAAGAUGUUAAACAACAAAAUAUUGGAGAGUAAAUCAUUAAAUCCGAGAUCAACUAUGCGUCAGAUGUGGUCACAUCCUCCAAUAUCCGCAGAUUUUAAAAUUUAUUUGUUCAACGUAACUAAUCCUGUAGAAGCUCAAAAGGGUGAAAAAGUCAUAAUUAAAGAAGUCGGGCCUUAUGUUUAUCACGAAUGGAAAGAAAAAGAAAAUUUAAUCGAUGAUAUAGAUGCAGACACGGUGGAGUUUAGUUUCAAAAACACUUUUGUGUUUGACGAAAUGUCGACGCUACCAUUAACCGGAGAUGAAAUUAUAGUUAUGCCUCAUUUGGCUAUGAUAGGAAUGGUAACAAUGACUAAGAUGAUGAAACCAGCUGCACUGGGUUUGGUAAAUAAAGCAAUUCCUUACUUGUAUCCAGAUCAAACUAGUGCAUUUAUGACGGGAACCGCUAAUGACAUCAUGUGGAAUGGAUUGGAUAUAAAUUGCACGUCCGAGGAGUUUGCAUCCGUUGCUAUUUGUUCACAGAUAAGACUAAAUUCAGAGAGCUUACACAAAAUCAGCAAGAAUCAUUUCAAAUUUUCAUUAUUCGGAGUGAAAAACGGAACCGUCGAGAGCAACCGUUACACAGUGAAACGCGGCUACACUUCGCCAGCGACGGAAGUAGGUCAGGUGAUCCGAUUCAACGACAAACACAAAAUGGAUGUGUGGCCCGGCGAGGAGUGCAACAAGAUAUACGGGACGGACACCACGAUAUUUCAACCGUUCAUCACGAAGGACACCAACCUGGCCAGCUUCAGCGGUGAUGUUUGCCGAUCAUUGACUCCAGAUUAUGUACAAGAAACAAAAUAUAAUGGAUUAAAUGUAUUUGAAUAUUCGGCCAUGUUAGUAAAACCGGAGGAAAAAUGUUACUGUUUGAAUCAAAAAAAAUGUUUGAAACCUGGAGCAUUAGAUUUGACAAACUGUUCAGGGGCUCCUAUAAUUGCAACUCUUCCUCAUUUUUAUAAAUCGGAAGAUUAUUUGAACAAUGUUGAUGGACUAAGGCCCGAAGUUGAAAAACAUAGGAUUCAAAUGUAUUUUGAACCAAUGACUGGUACUCCAUUAUUGGGUUACAAGCGUUUGCAGUUCAAUAUUUUUUUGAAGAAAGAAUCAAAAAUAAACGUUAUGAAAACGCUUAACGAAGAUGAGAAACUAAUACCACUGUUUUGGGUUGAAGAGGGAAUUGCUUUGAAUAAGACGUGGACUAAUCAAAUAAAAAAUAAACUAUACUUGCCAAUUACUAUCAUGAAAUACGUUAAAUACAUAUUUGUGGUUUUUGGUAUUGUUUUCAUCAUAUUGGCAGUGGUCGUCAACUACAAUAGUGUUAAAACAAUGGAAAUCACACCAAAAUAUUAGAAUUCAAUGAUCGCAAAAAAAAAAAAAUUUAAAAAUACUUUAUUUUAAGUUAGACCUCACAGAAGUAAACAUGAUUUUGUUGUUGUAUAAUAUUAUGAAUAGAUACCGGUGUUCACUUUGUAAAUAUAUUUUUAGUCUCGUGAUUUUAGAGUAAUAAAUUAAUAAUGUUCUAAUAACAAUCAACUA
Molecule: messenger RNA, 2181 nt
Organism: Metopolophium dirhodum (rose-grain aphid)
Lineage: Eukaryota; Metazoa; Arthropoda; Insecta; Hemiptera; Aphididae
Gene: Snmp1
Product: sensory neuron membrane protein 1
Exons: 10
Coding region: 529-1995 (488 amino acids)
Cellular component (GO): cytoplasm; membrane
Molecular function (GO): scavenger receptor activity
Source: RefSeq, a predicted model, not a curated record